This is a messenger RNA of Tigriopus californicus, 4402 nucleotides long. RefSeq lists its product as uncharacterized. The record is from RefSeq and is a predicted model, not a curated record. The transcript is spliced from 8 exons. Gene Ontology annotation, biological process: negative regulation of biosynthetic process; transcription by RNA polymerase III; chromatin organization. Gene Ontology annotation, molecular function: zinc ion binding. NCBI's taxonomy places the organism in Eukaryota, Metazoa, Arthropoda, Copepoda, Harpacticoida, Harpacticidae. Gene Ontology annotation, cellular component: nucleus; RNA polymerase III complex. The coding region runs from base 532 to 4362 and encodes 1276 amino acids.
GGCUCUAUGUUUUUACUAAUGAUGACCCGUAAUCCAAAUAAAGCCUUCAAAUAAGUAAAUCACGGACAAACAACGAGAUAGUCCAAAUCUAGCCGCAUUUUUGAACCUUUACACUGCCACUCAGGACCUCUGUUGAUGAGGAACCCAAGAUCUGACCUAGCGCUCAAGUGUUGUAGGUUGUAAAAGUCUGAAAAAGAACGGCAAGCCUGUGUUCAGUCCCGAGUGGAACGUGAUAAACCUGAAACCCCCGAGACGAAAAUUACGGAAUAAUCAUGGCUACGAAGAACUUGGUGCCCGUCUAAGCUGUCCCAGCCGCACCCUGGCCUCAGUCGGACUGACCUUGGUCCCAGGCGGACAUCAUCACCUCACUGAUCCGGCUCUCAAUCCAUCUCGAUUGAAUCUCGUUUCGUUGAUUGUGGUCUUGGGGCAUCUGCGCCAUCCAUCAAAAUCGCCGUGAUUCCAGUUCUGACCCGCAGUUGAUCACGUUUGAAGUGAGUCCGUGGAAGUGACCCCGGAAGCUUGAGCAAGAGCAUGUCGCGCCAUGAGGGCGUGAGUUGCGACUCGUGUCUCAAGGGCAACUUCCGCGGGCGGCGCUACAAAUGUCUGGUUUGCUACGACUACGACCUGUGCGCCUCCUGUUAUGAGAAUGGUGUGACCACCACCCGCCACGCCAACACUCAUCCGAUGCAAUGUAUCUUGACGCGAGCCGAUCAUGAGCUCUUUUAUGGCGGUGAGGCCCCCGCUUUGGGGGGUGGCGGAGGCGGGGUGAAUGGCGGAGUGGGGACCACCACGUCUGCCGCCCAUCACGCCCACGUGUUGGAUGCGCCCCAGUCAUACACGUGUCCUUUCUGUGCCAAACUGGGCUUCACCGAGAAGGCCUUGGGCGAGCACGUGGCUAGUCAGCACGCCGAUGUGUCGCAAGAGGUGGUGUGUCCCAUUUGCGCCUCCCUUCCGGGCGGCGAUCCCAAUCACGUGACGGACAACUUCUCCGACCAUCUGAGCUUAGAGCACCGAUCGGGCAGUGCGGGUUCGCGGGAUCUGAUAUCAUUCUUGGACUCGCCCGUGGGCGGUGGAUUGGGGCGUGGGAACAUGACUCGCCAAGGCGGGAUUCGACGCGUGCCCCAUAAUUCGCGCGGAGUGGGUCGGUCGCGUCGGGCCGCGAACGUGCACAACCCCAUGCCGCCUUCGUCCGCCUUCUCGACCUUGUCCCCUUCGGCCGUGUCCUUGGCUGCGGGCCGGGAUCCGGUGGACCCUAUCGCUGAGCUUCUGUCUCAAUUGUCGGGCGUGCGGCGCACGGCCACGUCGUCCUCGUCGGGCGGGGCCGGCUCGAAUGUGACUUCCUCCUCUUCCCAGCUACAGCACAUGCAAAUGCAAUUGGAACGUCAACAGGCUCAAGCCCAGCGACAGGAGCAACGAGCGGCCGCGUCGACUUCGACGACCGCGCCGCGAACACGCUCAGCGUACUCCGCCAAUCUGGGGAGUCACCCGCCCAUAUCCAGUUCCAGUAGCACAGCGGCGGCUGCGGCCUCCAUGCUGGGCAUCCAGCAGCUCUCGUCAGAUUGGCCCAACUCGAUCGGCUCGCACAGCCAGCGUCAGGCUCUGGAUGGUGGUCAGUUUCUGUUGCGACAGCACUCGGACGAUGAAUUGGAGGAUCCCAUGGAAGAAGCCGAAGCGGCCAAUCUGGAAGCCUCGAUGUCGGCUCGCCAAAACCGUAGUCAAUUUGUGCAAGAUUUGGUUCUAUCCACCCUGAUGAUGCGGCGAGCUCAAUUGAAAGAUACUAAGGUCGAGCAGUCGCAGAAGCAUCCGGAACAACACCCAGCUGCACCACAGCUGAGCAAAAGUUCGCUGACUUUGGCGUCUGCGGGUGAAAGUAAGGAGCAGAAGGCCCACGACCAAAGUCGACGGGGCAAAAGAGUGAAGAACGCCCACUCUUGCUACGUCUUCAUCUUCCUCCUCUUCGAUUACCUCUUCAAGGUCUGCCAUUUCAUCAUUUUCCUCAUCCAAACUACCCGCAUCCUCGUCCUCUGCGACGUCCGAAUUCUCACUGUCUUCAUGGCCACUGGCGAUCAUGUCAUCUUCGUCACUGGAUUCCUCUUCCAAGUCAUCCAUCAAGGCAUCUUUGUCGGCCAAUUUGGACGGGUCAAUGGCAUCGACUCGUUUUGGCGCACUGAAUUACCCCCCCGAGGAGUAGUCAACCGGUUGGCCGCCCAAGGCUUCCGAGUGGUGAGCACCACGGGUGUGGGCCAGACCUUUGUUGUGACCCUCUUCAAGGAGCCUCCUCACACCAUGGCCAAAGUUCAUGUAUACAAUGUGCUAGUUUUGGACAACCCGUCCACGUUCAAGUCGAAAUUCGAGUUCGAGAUCACAUUCGAGUGCUUGGAAGAUCUGCCCGAAGAUUUGGAAUGGAAGAUCGUGUACGUGGGUUCGGCCGAGUCGGAAGAAUACGAUCAGGUCCUUGACACAGUCUAUGUGGGUCCAGUCCCUGAGGGGCGAAACAAGUUCGUGUUCACGGCCGAUCCCCCAGAUCCGGAAAAAAUCCCCCCCAAUGACGUCGUGGGUGUGACGGUCAUCCUCCUUACGUGUGCAUAUCGCAAUCAGGAGUUCAUCCGAGUCGGAUAUUACGUCAGCAAUGAGUACUCUGACCCCGAGUUGGCCGAGAAUCCGCCUGCGGUGCCCGAUCUGAAUAAGUUGAACCGCAACAUCCUCGCCUCGAAUCCUCGUGUCACCAAGUUCAAGAUCAAUUGGGAGAGCAGCGAUGCACCGCGAAACCCGCUCAUUGAUGAUGAGAAUAUCCCUCCGAUCCCCAACGAUAUUCCGCACAAAAAUCCCGACCCUCGGUUAGAAUCACCCAUGAAAACUGGGUUGAGGCCCACCGAGCGUAAAAUUAGUCAACCCGACGACAAUAGCCGUGAUAGUAACGCAACUUGGGUGAUGGACGAGCCUGAGAACGGAGACGAGGAUGGCCCGUCGGUCCCUAGGGUGGGCUACGAGUACCUGGACCACACGGCUGAUGUGCAAAUCCACGCUUGGGGCACCUCUCUCCGCCAAGCCUUUGAGCAAUCGGCCUUGGCCAUGUUCGGCUACAUGACCGAACUGGACACGAUUGAGGAGCAAAUGACGCACUCCAUCGAGACAUCCGGCCAUGACCUGGAGAGUGCCCUCUACAAUUUCUUGGACGAGUGGCUUUUCCACUUUUGUGCUGAACCCAAUUUCAUUCCAUUCCGCAUCGAGAUCACGGAUUGGCGGGAAGAUCCUCAGGAUGGGAGUUUCCAUAUUGAGGCUUUGGGCUUGGGGGAAGUGUUCGAUUUAAAUAAACACCCCCAGGGCACCGAAGUCAAGGCCAUCACCUACUCGGCCAUGCAGAUCAAUCAACGGACAGAUUACGUGGAAACUUUUAUUCUCUCUUUUUUAGGCAUUGUCAUCAUGGCUGCCGUAGCCUCGAAAUCGGACCAGGGUCCGGCCAAAAUCAAGGUUGAGGCCAAUGAGUUAGCCGAACGCAUCUUGGCUUUGUGUGCGGAGAUCCCUCAGGGUGUGAACGAUAAAGUGCUGCAGGCUUCCAUGCCGGAAGUGGAUCCCAAAUCCCGAGCUUUGGCCAUCAAUCAUCUAUUGACCAAUGGCAAGAUCGACUUGUUGCAAUCCGAAAGAGGUCUCUUAUACAAAGCCCGUACGUCCACUUCUCAAGUGGGCACCAUUAAAGGCGAUGCGGAAGAGAAGCUCGUGUACAAGAUCAUUGAGGAGGCUCAAAAUAAAGGCACUUGGAUUCGGGACAUUCGCAUCAAAUCCAACCUCGUCCAGACGCAACUCAAUAAAGCCUUGAAAUCCUUGAAGUCCAAGAAGCUCAUCAAGGACGUAAAAUGCGUCAACUCGACUCGAAAGAUUGUUUAUAUGUUGUAUCAUCUUGAACCGGACAGCUCGGUAACGGGAGGGGCCUGGUACAGUGAUCAAGACUUCGAAUCCGAGUUCGUCGAGAUCUUGAACCAACAAUGUUAUCGAUAUCUGUAUCAAAAGCUAGAAAAAUCUCGUGAAUGUACAUCUGGACCCUUGAUGGCCAAGAACAUCUCACAAGCCUCAUCCAAAGAGGUCCUUCAAUACAUUUCCGAGCUCGGGAUUAGCAAAAUUCAGUUGCGGCCUGAAGAUAUAGAAGCCAUUCUCGACACGCUCAUCUUUGAUGGGAAAGUGGAGAAAACUUUGGCAUUGGCCGAAGGUGAAGAAACCCGUUUAUAUCGGGCUGUUGAGUCCUUAAUCCCAGUCACGGGUCUUAUGCGGAUGCCUUGCGGAGGAUGCCCUGUGAUCAAGGAAUGCAGUGACGUGGGUUCCGUAAAUCCUAUUAAAUGUUCAUACAUGAAAGAGUGGUUGAGCUAAUUUUGUCGGUCAAUAUAUACUUCCAUCUAUUUCAUUUCAA